Staurois parvus is the source of this 459-nucleotide messenger RNA. The record is from the annotation of a GenBank genome assembly. NCBI's taxonomy places the organism in Eukaryota, Metazoa, Chordata, Amphibia, Anura, Ranidae.
AGGAGAUGACCAGAGACUGCGGACACAGUGCAGGGGAUGACCAAAGACUGCGGACACAGUACAGGGAUGACCAGAGGCUGCGGACACAGUACAGGAGAUGACCAGAGACUGCGGACACAGUGCAGGGGAUGACCAAAGACUGCGGACACAGUACAGGGAUGACCAGAGACUGCGGACAGUACAGGGAUGACCAGAGGCUGCGGACACAGUACAGGAGAUGACCAGAGACUGCAGACACAGUACAGGGAUGACCAGAGACUGCGGACAUAGUACAGGAGAUGACCAGAGACUGCGGACAGUACAGGAGAUGACCAGAGACUGCGGACACAGUACAGGAGAUGACCAGAGACUGCAGACACAGUACAGGGAUGACCAGAGACUGCGGACACAGUACAGGAGAUGACCAGAGACUGCGGACACAGUACAGGAGAUGACCAGAGACUGCGGACACAGUACAGG